Molecule: messenger RNA, 1827 nt
Organism: Schistosoma curassoni
Lineage: Eukaryota; Metazoa; Platyhelminthes; Trematoda; Strigeidida; Schistosomatidae
Source: the annotation of a GenBank genome assembly
AUGUCAACUCCACGGGAUUCUUUUUUUAUGGACCAAUGCAUGUAUCUUGCUGCUGUACAAAACUCUUCAGUCCAUUUUUGGUCCGUACGAUAUGAUAAGAAUGUGUUUGAAUCGUCAUUGUCAAAUCCAGGCAUCCGUAACUUGGAGAUCCCUGAUUCUCCUUCCUUGACUUACAAGCCUCAAAUGACAGUAACGUGUUCGCUACGGUCGAUUCAGUGGGAACCUCGGUCUUGUAAGCUAGCUGUUAUUGACAAUUCUGGUUCUACUAUUUUCUUUCGACGUCUGUAUACUGGCAAAAAUCAUGUAUAUGAUCAAAACGCAUCGGAUAUAACUACUUUCAGUUUGCUAUCACAUAGUUUCACAGCAACUUGCAUAGCUUUUCCGCAAAGAUCAGGAAAAUAUCUAGCUGUUGGGACUAGUGCUGGCCCAAUAAAUUUAUACAAAUGCCAAAAACAAAUUUCUUUUUAUUCGCAGUUACGCUUCAGUAAUAAUUCUGAAAGAUCAUCUUCCAAUGAAAUGCAGCCUAGGUGUGUCAUCUGGAUUUUAAAGGACCGUGUUGUUGCUGCUGGAUAUAGUAAUGGAUCUAUUGUCUUAUUUUUAGCUGCGUCUGGUACGUCUACAGGUGAAUGUGAGAAUUUCAUAUUACCAUUUCCUUCAUAUCCCGAAAACAACAAUCCUUCUACACCUGCAUGUAAUAUUUUUAGAACUUGCAGAGGAAACAAUGAUUCGUUAUAUUGUGGUUAUUCUGAUGGAUCUAUUAUUAUAUGGUAUUUAGACUGGCCUAUUGUUAGGCCUACAGAGAAGUUAAUUUUUUGUCGCUGGGAUCCUAAAUCUUUUCUAUCCACUACGAUAAACACGAAUAACUGUGAAUAUUGCAUGGAUAUGGCUUUGUCAAUUGGUGGACGAUUUUUUACUGCAGGAGCACCGGAUAUGAAUUUACGUAUGUGGGAAGCGUCUCGACUUAAAUUAUUACCAAUAAAAACGUUGUCACCGAUUGAUGAACAACAUGGAUAUUUAAGUGUUGCUGUCUCUUUGGACACAAACAUUCUUGCAACUGGCUUAGCAAAUGGUAAUAUUUGGUUUUAUAAUAUACCUGAUUUUACUUCACCUAUCCGUUGUGUUUCCUCAGGAUUGAAUAUUCCAAUAAGCUUGCUUUCGUUCUCUUUUGUUUAUCGGACUAGUGACGAAGUUAAGUUUAACUCCCCAAAAUCCAAUUGGCUUGAAAGUUUACAGGACGAGAACCUUGAUGCGAAAUUGUAUGGAAAUUCAACUUCAGUACAGAGUAUUGUUACAGACACAUUACUGAGUUCAUCAAAACAACCACUUCAUGAAGUAACUAAUAUUAUACCUAAAUAUCAACCUGAUACAUGGGUAUCAUUAUUUCGUGAGUUUUCUGUACCAGACAUUUCAUUACAUUCAAAUUCCAGUAUGUUUCCAUCAUCUGAUCAAGGUUCUAUAAAAUCUAAUUUGUCAGAAGUGAAUAUCAAUAAUGUAGAGAAAACUGUAUCAUUAAGACCACAAUCUAAUAUAGAUGUUAAUGUUGUAAAUAUUAAUCAACAAUUAAAAUCCGAUUGUCAUCAUCUUAAAGAUUCUGUAAAUCUCAAUUCAAUUCAUAUAACAAAUGAAUGGUUAGAACAAUAUUUCAAUGUUAAACUUCAAUCUAUGAUGUCUCAAUUGAAUUGGUCACAUAAUGAAUUAUUAUUUAAAUUUACUAAAUUAGAAUGUAAACUUGAUCAAAUGUGUAAAGAGUUUCAUAAUGUUAUUAAUCAAAUGAAACAUGAAAAUAAUUCACUACGACAUACACUAAAUCAACAUACACAAUAUUAA